Messenger RNA from Mytilus trossulus (common blue mussel), 3474 nucleotides. Its product is annotated as transmembrane prolyl 4-hydroxylase-like. Gene Ontology annotation, cellular component: endoplasmic reticulum. The transcript has 10 exons. Lineage: Eukaryota; Metazoa; Mollusca; Bivalvia; Mytilida; Mytilidae. The record is from RefSeq and is a predicted model, not a curated record. Gene Ontology annotation, molecular function: procollagen-proline 4-dioxygenase activity; iron ion binding; L-ascorbic acid binding. The coding region runs from base 17 to 1243 and encodes 408 amino acids. Gene Ontology annotation, biological process: peptidyl-proline hydroxylation to 4-hydroxy-L-proline.
AAGUAAAAAACUAAGAAUGCAGACGUUUCUACUUUCAGUUUUAAUUUUCACAUGUUAUUUUGAAAGUUAUGGUUUUAGUUCCACAGAAAAUGAAAAGCAGUAUUGUUUGACGCUAAAUAAUGAAGUUAAAUGCGAGAACUUGACAAAUAUAAUACUGUCUAGGCUUGAUGGCCACGAGUCAGGUCAUAUACAGAACAUCAGAAUUGAAGAUGGAAGACAACUAGAAAUUAAAACCCUUAGUCUGAAGCCUUUAAUAUUAGAAAUUUCAAAUUUUCUCACCAAAAAAGAAUGCAAGCAUCUGAAAGAAAUGGCGAUAGAAGAAGGUUUGCAGUCAAGUGAAACACAUAACUGGGACAAUAGUAACAGAUUUAUUUUACAAGACAAAGAUAAUGACAAAAGACUUAGUCUAGAGGAGAUGAAGUUAACGUUGAUGGGUGGUUUUGAUGUGCACUUAAAUAAAGAAGACAUCUUACUAAUGUACAAAGAAAUAAAGAUAGACAAAGACAAUGAUGAAUACAUAACUCAAUCGGAAAUGUCAAGCUUUUCACCAAAGCAUUUUGAACGUUAUUUGAAUACCUUUUUAAAAACACAUCCAGAGAAGCAUUCCCGUUACAGUAGACAAGUCUGGCUCAAACCAGAUACCUCUGAUGAUGAAGUUUUUAACAGAAUUAUAAACAGGACCUCUACUUUGGUUGAUUUACCUGUUGAGUUAAUGAAACUAAGUGAUUUCCAGGUUGUGAACUAUGACAUAAAAGGUCAUUACCAUGCACAUUGGGAUUCGUCUGGGCUAGACAAAGCAGCACCCUGUUGUGAUAAAAUCAGAAAGAAUAAUUGUAGAAUUUGCAGAUACAUGACAAUAUUUUUCUAUCUGAAUGAUGUUAAAGAUGGUGGAGGCACAGCUUUUCCUGUGGCAAACAAUGAAACGGUUGAUUUAGGGGAAAUUACAAAACAAGAAUUGUAUAACCUGAAUGAAAAAUGUGGAUCCCCAGGGCUGAAAGUGACAGCUGAAAUGGGGAAGGCAAUAAUCUGGUACAAUCAUUUUGUUAAUCCAGAAUCUGGGUGGUUAGGGGAACAGGAUGUACAUACUUACCACGGUGGAUGUCCAGUAAAGAAAGGGGAAAAAUGGGUGGCUAAUUUUUGGAUCAAGGUCACAGAUGACAAACAGGAUGAUCUGGCUAAAAUGCACAAGUAUCAGCAGUUAUUAUCAAAGAAAGAGAAGAAAAAAGGAAAAGAUGAAUUGUAAUAUUGUCAUAUAUUUUUGCCAUCAAAUUUUGGGGUUAUCAAUCAUUCUAUAUACCGGUACUUUUUAAAAGAUUUCAGGUCAGUUAUAUGAUCUCACCACAAGUGUUUCCUUUUUUAGCUCACCUGGGCCAAGUGAGCUUUUCCCAUCACUUGGCGUCGUCGUCCGUUGUUGUCCGUCGUCGUUAGCUUUCAAAAAUCUUCUCCUCUGAAACUACUUUAAAUUAAUCCAAACUUGGCAACAAUCAUCAUGUGGGUAUCUAGUUUAAAAAAUGUGUGGCGUGACCCCGUCAACCAACCAAGAUGGCCACCACGGCUAAAAAUAGAACAUAGAGGUAAAAUAUAGUUUUUGGCUUAUAACUCAAAAACCAAAGCAUUUAGAGCAAAUCUGACAUGGGGUAAGAUUGUUUAUCAGGUCAAAAUCUAUUUGCUCUGAAAUUUUCAGAUGAAUCGGACAACCCAUUGUUGGGUUAUUGCGUCUGAAUUGGUAAUUUUAUGGAAAUUUUGCUGUUUUUGGUUAUUAUCUUGAAUAUUAUUAUAGAUAGAGAUAAACUGUAAACAGCAAUAAUGUUCAGCAAAGUAAGAUUUACAAAUAAGUCUCAUGACCGAAAUGGUCAGUUGACCCCUUUAGGAGUUAUUGCCCUUUAUAGUCAAUUUUUAACCAUUUUUCGUAAAUCUUAGUUUUCUUUUACAAAAAUCUUCUCCUCUGAACCUACUGGGCCAAAUUAAUCCAAACUUGGCAACAAUCAUCUUUAGGGUAUUUAGUUUAAAAAAUGUGUGGCGUGACCCGAUUAAACCAACCAAGAUGGCCACCGUGGCUAAAAAUAGAACAUGGGGGUAAAAUGCCGUUUUUGGCUUAUAACUCAAAAACCAAAGCAUUUAGAGCUAAUCUGACAUGGGGGUAUAAUUGUUAAUCAGGUCAAGAUCUAUCUGCCCUGUAAUUUUCAGACGAAUCAGACAACCCGUUGUUGGGUUGCUGCCCCUGAAUUGGUAAUUUUAAGGACAUUUUGCUGUUUUUGGAUAUUAUCUUGAAUAUUAUUAUGGAUAAACUGUAAACAGCAAUAAUGUUCAGCAAAGUAGGCUUUACAAAUAAGUCAACAUGACCGAAAUGGUCAGUUGACCCCUUUAGGAGUUAUUGCCCUUUAUAGUCAAUUUUUAACCAUUUUUCGUAAAUCCUAAGUAAUCUUUUAUAAAAAUCUUCUCCUGAAACUACUGGGCCAAAUUAAUCCAAACUUGGCAACAAUCAUCUUUGGGGUAUUUAGUUUAAAAAAUGUGUCCAGUGACCCGGCCAUCAAAUAAAAAAAGCCGCCACAGCAAAAAAUAGAACAUAGAGGUAAAAUGCAGUUUUUGGCUAAAACUCAAAAACCAAUGCAUUUAGAGCAAAUCUGACAUGGGGUAACAUUGUUUAUCUGAUCAAUAACUAUCUGCUGUACAAUUUUUAGAUGAAUCUGACAACCCGUUGUUGGGUUGCUGCCCCUGAAUCAUUAAUCUUAAGGAAAUUUUGCUGUUUUUGGUUAUUAUCUUGAAUAUUAUUAUAGAUAAAGAUAAACUGUAAACAGCAAUAAUGUUCAGCAAAGUAAGAUUUACAAAUAAGUUAACAUGACCGAAAUGGUCAAUUGACCCCCUAAUGAGUUAUUGUCCUUUAUAGUCAAUUUUUAACAAUUUUCAUAAAUUUGGUAAAUUUUUAUUAACAUUUUCCACUGAAACUACUGGGCCAAGUUCAUUAUAGAUAGAGAUACUUGUAAGCAGCAAGACUGUUAAGUAAAGUCAGAUUUACAAACACAACACCAUCACCAAAACACAAUUUUGUCAUGAAUCCAUCUGCUUCCUUUGUUUAAUAUUCACAUAGACCAAGGUGAGCGACACAGGCUCUUAGAGCCUCUAGUUAAUCACUUUGCCUGUCCUUCUGUACAUUCCAUCGUGUUUAUUGUUUUCUGUUCAGUAUACAAAUAAAACCUUAGACAAUGAAAAUUUUGAUAUUUUGUUAGAGAUAAUUUAAUAAAGAUGAAGUUUAGCGUAAUUUUACUUUGACCUCUAUUUUACAACUUUAAACUUUGUACAUAUGUUGAUUAUGAUAUAUAUGGAGUUUUUAAGAUCCCUGUAUAGGUUAAACUAGGGUUUUGAUCUACAGGUAUUUUCAAGGUUCACUCAACAUGGAAAUGUGAUCAUGGGAGAGGGGCAUGGUGUGUUAUGGACAUAUUUUAUUUAAACUGUCAGAAUUACUAAAUAUUGAAU